AAUCAUGAAGCUCCUUAUUUUUGUAUGUUUGGUAGUUUCGGCGUACGCCCAGGCUCCAAAGCCAUGCAAUUCACCACCACAAUGGGAGUCGAGAGAGCUGCGGACUGAUUACGAGCAGAAAUAUCAGGAGUAUCGAAGAAUAAGUUACGAUGAAACCAAUAAGCGCGAACGACAGAUAGCCGAGGUAGACAUUGGUGGAGACAAAGCUUACUAUGAUCGUUUGAUCCUGUACAAUGAGAAUAAAAAUUACACAUUAAAUCUGAAAACAAGGAAUUGUACAGUUACAACGACCAACAGGCCAUUCCAUUAUCGUGGUGUACAUCCUAAUGCAAGGUUUGAUGGAUUUUUCGAACUCGGAGCCAUUGGAGUUUCAGGGGAAUUUGUCGCAGUCCAAGCAUUCUCAGCAAAUGAAACAAAUGAAUAUUACACUGGUCUGGUGACAUAUCCUAGCUGUUAUCCAGUGCAGAACCUCCAUUUCAGCAAAACAUAUGGAUUUGAACAUUCUGACUACUUUGAUUUGCAUAUUGGUAUUACAGACCUGAAUGUGUUUGUUCCUCCAUCAGAAUGUUCGAAGGCUGAACAGCGACAGAAAAUAUUACCAGUUGUAUAGUCUGUCAGAGAACAAUUUUUUUUAAUAAUCUUUUUCCAUUUUCAGUUCAUU
Mytilus californianus (California mussel) is the source of this 661-nucleotide messenger RNA. RefSeq names its product mammalian ependymin-related protein 1-like. The coding region runs from base 5 to 610 and encodes 201 amino acids. Lineage: Eukaryota; Metazoa; Mollusca; Bivalvia; Mytilida; Mytilidae. Gene Ontology annotation, cellular component: lysosome; extracellular region. The transcript is spliced from 6 exons. Gene Ontology annotation, biological process: cell-matrix adhesion. The record is from RefSeq and is a predicted model, not a curated record. Gene Ontology annotation, molecular function: calcium ion binding.